Penicilliopsis zonata CBS 506.65 is the source of this 1260-nucleotide messenger RNA. RefSeq lists its product as hypothetical. The transcript has a single exon. The record is from RefSeq and is a predicted model, not a curated record. The annotation marks the transcript as partial. Lineage: Eukaryota; Fungi; Ascomycota; Eurotiomycetes; Eurotiales; Aspergillaceae.
GCUCAGGUCACCUUAGUGAGACGCUGCAGGCGUCUGCGUCUCGCUAGCCCACAGCAGUUCCGCAACAGCCUCCUCGCCGGGGUCGGGUAUCUUGAACUGGCCAAUGCUGGUGACUUUGCGGCGAAUGUCUGGAAUACGACCCCUUUGCCUCGUUUCGCAGUUGCGUUGAUGGCUAUUGGUGGGUCGGCGGCUUUACUCAUGUCGUUCGUCGCGGUCCGUGAUCUUUGGCUGAGCUGGCGGAACGUGCAGCUCUUGCGUGCCGAGCGCAGCCAUCUGCAGCAGCUUCUCCAGCAACAAACACGGCAGCGGAAGCGGCAACCGUCGCUGCAGGUAGUCGCAGAGCUUGAGACUCGAAUCGGGGUGAACACGCGCGAGCUCGGGAGCGAGAUCAUCGAUCGGAUCGCCAUGGAUAUUCUGAUGGGCUCUGGCUCGAUCCUCGUGGGUGUGGGCACUAUCAUGGCCAUCUGGGGUGCUGACCGACGGAUCUUCCUCACCAGCAACCUGCUGUCCGGGUAUAUUGGCAACGGUCUGCCUGCGCUGUUUGGCGUCGUAAACGCCGGCUGGUCGGCGUACCUGUGGCGGCGCUUUAGCCAGCAUGACCACGCAUGCUCGAAAGACCCCAGCGUAGCAGACUUCAGACCACGGUUACACUUGCGCUUUUGCCGCUUCAAAUGGCAUGCCUGUAUCAACGGGGUUAACGGAGUCGUCGCUGGUGCCGCCUCGCUUGUCACUGCGACUCACUGGCAGGGGUAUGUGGUGCUGGUCUUGUGCAUCGUAACCAGCAUUUUAUGCAAUUAUUUCUGGCGGUAUCGACUGGGCUACGACCGGCCGCUGAUCAUGACUGCCUCUCCUCUUGCAGUUUCUGCUGACGAGAACCAAUUACUCACCGAGCUCCAAGCCGUCACACAGAUUCAUCAAAUGCUUGUCCAGCAGCGGACGGUGUCACUGCCACUCAACACUACCGCCGAGCCGUGCAUGUCCUCAAUUCUACGAUUUCUAGUCGAGAACGACCUGUUCCCAGGUUUUUGCGAAUGGCUCGCAAAAAAUCCCCGAUUCCCCCAGGAGGCCAAGGCGAAAUUCUUCCCUCCAGGCGAGGACUUCAUCACCAUCGCCACUGAAGACUUUCUCAAGAUCUCCGAGGCAACAGAGCAGCUUCUUCUAGAAAGUUGCCGACAGUUUCUGAGCGAUGCAGGCAUCGAAAUAUUCACAGGGCGAGAACGAUAUUUAUUAGAGUUGGUUGGAUAUUCUAUCUGGCGGGAU